AUGUUGUUAAAUCUAAACAUUGGUGACAAAGGAAAUAAGCCACAAGCAUCUGUUGAUUUUCAAUUAGCAAUAUUUCUUCGACAACUUGGUUCUAAAGAUGAAAUCAUGAGUAUUUGUUCUCGAUUUGGAGUAUCAGAAGAUAAUAAUCGAAGUGUUAUUCAUACAGGAUUUCAAAAUAUUGGUGGAUUUCAAAAUGUUAUAGGAGCUAUAGAUAGAACUCAUUUUAUUUUAACUGAGACACCAACACAAGAUCCAACAGCAUACUUUACAAGGAAAAAAGAUAUGCAAUUCAAUGUCAAGGAAUU
Funneliformis geosporum is the source of this 305-nucleotide messenger RNA. NCBI's taxonomy places the organism in Eukaryota, Fungi, Glomeromycota, Glomeromycetes, Glomerales, Glomeraceae. The record is from the annotation of a GenBank genome assembly.